This is a messenger RNA of Apis dorsata (giant honeybee), 4280 nucleotides long. RefSeq lists its product as uncharacterized. The transcript is spliced from 10 exons. Gene Ontology annotation, cellular component: mitochondrion. Lineage: Eukaryota; Metazoa; Arthropoda; Insecta; Hymenoptera; Apidae. Gene Ontology annotation, molecular function: serine-type endopeptidase activity; structural constituent of ribosome. The record is from RefSeq and is a predicted model, not a curated record. Gene Ontology annotation, biological process: proteolysis. The coding region runs from base 136 to 3876 and encodes 1246 amino acids.
GUAACCUCGUUCAUGGAGAAAGCGUUUGGUUAGAGAGCGAAACUCGAUUCGUCGAAGACGCAUUUCGCUGUCAAGUUGCGGAUUAUAAAAAAAUCUUGGAUAAAUUUUCGUUGCGACGUGAAGAAGAUAAGAAUAAUGCUGAGGUUCGUUUGGUUACUCGGAAUAGUCGUUCACACUUUUGCGACGCAAAUGCCGGUGAAUAAUCCCGGUGAAUGGUCAUGGCAAGCCGAUAAUCCCGAGAAUCCGGGCAAAAGUGAGGCACAAGGGAAAAGAGCUACUUUAGACAGCGAUGGAGAUGUAAAUUCGAACAUAGAAAUCGUCAAUCCUCCCAACGAGCAACGAUCCGUAGAAUCGGUGAUCGACGAAAUUCUCGUGUCUAAUCGGCAGGGUCGCAACGUCGAGGGUUUCGAUCAAUUGUACGCAGACCCGGAGGUGAAGAACGCACUUCAAUUGGGAAACGAAACGAUCGCUCGUACGUACAUCAGGGAUAAACUGUGCUCUCUAGGAUUAAUGAACUGCGACAAUAUCGAGGGACGUCGGCCGUAUUACUCUCCUCAUCGUGGGAUAUAUCCGCAAGAUAUAAUUUACGCUCAACCCGUAACUAUCAAACCUGUCGGCAGACCUCUGCCAGCCAUACCUGUGAAACGACCAUACACGCCUGCCAUAAGACCGCCUGGAUUUAUUUCCUCCGGAUCACCACCGCCAGAAGUGAUUUACGGAAUUGGUGGUGCGCCUCAUCCACCUUCAUUUGUCUCCUCCUCUUCUUAUCCCGCGUUUAAGAAACCUGGUUAUCCCUCAUUCUCGUCGAGACCUGUAUACGAGGCAGGAGUUGCGAACGAAAAUUUCGAAUUCGCAGGCAACGGUCAAUUGAUCGAUAAAAAGCAGAUCGCGUUGAGACCGACGAUCGGCUCGGAAACCGUUCAGCAACAUGUUCAUCAUCAUUAUCAUCACGCGAAUGGUGGCGCAACGAUCGGUGGCGUCCCUUCGUCUCUUAGUUACGGUGCUGGAAAUAUAGGAACGAGUUACGAUAUUCCCAACUCUGGAGUGCUCGGUGCCGGUUUUCAGGACUUGGAUGAUUAUAAAAAGGCGUUCAAAGUAAAAGGGACAACGAGCAACGAUGGUUCCGUGUCGGCGAGUAGCUACGCUGAAAGAUAUCCCGUAUACGAGAAACCGAUGCAAGACUUUGACUUGCAUGCUAAGGCGGACGGUUAUAAAUCUGGCAAAUACUUUUCACCGGGCAACUACAUUUCUCCUAACGCCGUUCAAUCGUCUUCCAACGAUUACGUUACUUCUGGAUCGACUAGCAGUUAUUAUUAUGGAAACAACGAAGGCUUCGACAAUGAUUUUUAUACGGAGGAUUGCGUCUGUGUACCGUACGGACAGUGCCCAAGGGAACAAGCAGGUCGUAAGGACGAUUUAUUCCUUCCCAUCGAUCCUCGAAAUCUGAACAAGAAUAUCGAGGCCGAAUCUACGGAGGACACAGCCGCGGUGGUGAUAGAAAAAAAUACGAACGAAACGUUUACCGUCGGGUCGAACGAUUUUCAAACUAUUACACGGAAGGAUGAGCAGCAAACAGAGGAAACGAACAAGGCUCGAAACAAGAGGGAGACGACGACGACGACUGAUGGCGAAUCGGUAAACAUCGAAGGAAGAAAGAAGUCUAAUGGUGAAGGGAGACUCGACGCUAGCGAUCUGGACUCUUCGAAAUUAAACCUCAAGCCGACCUGGGGAAUCAGUUUCGGUCUACCGCAAACCGGUGGCCCGUACCCGAUCAACCCUUACGGUAGCAAUGUCCUGGUAAAUCCAUACAGAGGGUACGGUUCGACCGAUCAAGGCAUAGAUUUAGGCCUGGUCUCCGUGAAUCCUCUGCUUGCAGUACAAUUCACCAAAGACGAAUACGGCGAAAAAGUGGUAAAACCGUUUGUCAAUUUUCACGUAACGCCUAAUCGGAAUAUCGUGCAGAAACUCGGGCAUCUGCUCUCUCACAAGAAGCAAACGCUGUUCGAAAGUUAUGGACCUUCGUAUGCGCCGCAUUAUUAUCCCCUCAAACCUAUCGAGUUUUACGAGAAACCAUAUUACGUAAACCCACACGAUCCUUUAUUCCAUCGUUAUACGAGUCAUCGUGAGACACUUUAUCCCCAUCGAUAUUCGGAUUACUAUCGAGAUGACGAUGACGAUUACGAUUACAAUUACGAUUACGAGGAUAAUUAUCAUGGUAUCGCGCGUAACAAUGAUAAAAUAUCUAUCGAUCAUGCGAAUGGAUCUACGAUUCCAAAACAAACUGGUGGCAAAGUUUUAUUUCCGAAUAGAAGAAAGCGUGACAUACAGUCUGAAGCGAGAAUGGAAACGAAACGUAUAACAAAGAGACAAUACGCAGGCGUUGGAUCAGCUCGAAUUUGUGGUCCAGGUUAUGUUUGCUGUCCGCAAAGGCAACCAUCGAGAAAACCACGACCCGGUCAGUGCGGAAUCAGGUAUACUCAAGGAAUCAAUGGAAGAAUUAAAACUCCUUCUUACGUUGACGGUGAUGCUGAAUUCGGUGAAUAUCCCUGGCAAGUAGCGAUACUGAAAAAAGAUCCAACGGAAAGUGUAUACGUAUGCGGUGGCACUCUGAUUUCUCCUCGACAUAUUCUCACGGCGGCUCAUUGUGUAAAAACUUAUGCGGCACGAGAUCUUCGCGUUCGACUAGGAGAAUGGGAUGUAAAUCACGAUGUUGAAUUUUAUCCCUAUAUAGAACGUGAUGUAACAAAUGUCCACGUGCAUCCAGAAUUUUAUGCCGGCACUCUUUAUAACGACAUCGCGAUAUUGAAAAUAAAUCAUGAAGUCGAUUUCCAAAAGAAUCCACACAUUAGUCCUGCUUGUUUACCGGACAAACGCGAUGAUUUCAUUAGAAGCAGAUGCUGGACAACUGGUUGGGGUAAAGAUGCAUUCGGAGAUUUUGGAAAGUAUCAAAAUAUUUUAAAAGAGGUUGAUGUCCCUGUGAUAAGCAACCAAGCCUGUGAACAGCAAAUGAGACGAACAAGAUUAGGUCCAGGUUUCAAUUUACAUCCUGGAUUUAUUUGUGCUGGCGGAGAAGAAGGAAAAGAUGCUUGCAAAGGUGAUGGUGGUGGACCAAUGGUUUGCGAACGAAAUGGUCGUUGGCAGUUGGCAGGAAUUGUAUCAUGGGGCAUUGGUUGUGGACAACCUGGUGUUCCUGGAGUUUAUGCUCGUGUUUCUUAUUAUCUUGAUUGGAUUCAACAAAUUAUUAAUCCCGAUUUUAAAAACAAAAACGUACUGAGUGGUCAAAAUAUGGUGAUAAAAUAUAUUGGUAGAACGCAUUCUUUGAAAGGCAAACCAUUGUGGGAAAUAUUAGGAAAUUUGAAGAACAAUGGCGUAGGUAGAAUGGUAAUACGAAGUACUCAACAAAGGUAUCCUGAAGCAUCCUAUAUGAAAAUACUUAAAGUUGCAGCAUUACCGGAUACUUCAAAACAUUUUCAUGAUCCGCGAAAUGUUGUAGUAUUGGUCGAGCAAGUUUUCCGAGGUAAAAAGCUUUCUACACCUGUACAAAUAGAUACAGUGACAUAUAAGCCAGAUUAUAUAUUGAUUCCUAAAGAUCAAGAGGCAAAUUAUAUAAACAGAACUCAACAACCAACACAGAGGAUCAUGCCAAGAACUACAAACUUUCCACCUCUUUUGAAAGAAAUAUUAAUACGUCAAACAAAAAAUCUGAAAAAAGAAUCUUCCGAUUUAAAAUUGAAACUCAAAUAUGCCCCUUUAGGUAUUAAAAACUAUAAAAUCGCUGAAGAGGGUGAAACUCCUACAGUUAAUGUUGAUAUAGGAUUAGGAAAACCAGCAAGUCCUAGUUUAUAUACAAAUAUUAAGCAAGAGAAUAUAUCAUGAAUAUAAUUUUAUAUAUUCAACGAAUCUUAUAAUAUAAUAAUAAAAAUAAAAUAUUUUUUUAACUAGGAUGUUACCCUUUAGUAUGAUCUUUAAAUAAAAGAUUUUCUUUGCUCCUGCAACUUUUGUGCUAUUGAUCGAUAUUUUUCACAUUUAAUUAAAGCUUCGCGUUCAUCUUCUGAAAUAUCUGUAAAAAAACAAAAUCUUAAUACCAUAUUAAGAAUCAUAUCAUUACUAAUAUAAAUUUCAAAUAAAACAUACGUAAAAAUUUUUGAGAUUGUAGAAUAUCAUUUUUGUCAAAGAGAUUUUUCAUCGCAAUAUCCUGUAACGAAUUAAAUGUAAAAUAAUUGAUAUAAUUAAAAUAAGAUACAAUAUAAUACAAGUUUGAAUGAAAUAAAAAAUUAUAU